Molecule: messenger RNA, 471 nt
Organism: Torulaspora delbrueckii
Lineage: Eukaryota; Fungi; Ascomycota; Saccharomycetes; Saccharomycetales; Saccharomycetaceae
Gene: APQ12
Product: Apq12p
Exons: 1
Coding region: 1-471 (156 amino acids)
Source: RefSeq, a predicted model, not a curated record
AUGUCGAGCGUUAGGGAACAUCCAGAACAGCAGUUAGAAGAGUAUAUCGCUUUGUUCUUGACCAAAUUGGUCAGGAUCAUCCAGAUCGUGAUCCCAUUAAUGGCAAAAUUUAGCAAAGAUCAUCCUCAUGUCUUCUUAUUCUUUGCAUCCGCAUUGGUUAUCUAUGUUACUUGGCGUGUUUUGUGUAACAUGCUGGUUAUUUUAAAGAGACUUGGAUUCCUUUUGGUACUCUUGUUCGCCAGUUUUGUCUUCUUGAGAGGUUUUAACCAGGUUUUCUUCCAGGAUAUCCCACUGCUCUACAAAAUUGUCACGGGAAGCCAAAAUUUUGAGGUAGUACUAACCAAAUGGACUGCCUACUUGGGGAACACUUCUUUUGACCAUUUUGUCAAAGUAUUACAUGAAUUGAAUUCAAAAGCUCAAGAAUUGGCCCAUUCUUUUCGGUCCAAAGCCGCAUCAGCAAAUUUACUGUAA